Molecule: messenger RNA, 2693 nt
Organism: Kickxella alabastrina
Lineage: Eukaryota; Fungi; Kickxellomycota; Kickxellomycetes; Kickxellales; Kickxellaceae
Product: cullin-1
Exons: 2
Coding region: 233-2644 (803 amino acids)
Biological process (GO): SCF-dependent proteasomal ubiquitin-dependent protein catabolic process; protein ubiquitination
Cellular component (GO): SCF ubiquitin ligase complex
Molecular function (GO): ubiquitin protein ligase binding
Source: RefSeq, a predicted model, not a curated record
AACUCUCGCUUUCUUCUCUCUUUUUCUCAUACAAAUUCAUAUUCCAACUCCUUUUUAUCACUCACUUUUGUAAUUCAGUUUUUCAUAUAAUUUUUAGGGCUCUGCUUAUAUUCUCUUUUUUAGCCUUUACUAUCUGUCUUUGUCUGUCUUUAAAAAAAGCACAAACACCCCACAUUCCAAUCAACUGCAAAUCUCGCUCAUUUUGUUUUCUUUAUUUUAACUAAAUUCAAAAAUGGUUGAAACUCGUUCUAUGGUCAACGCCCUCCCGCCCUCGGGAAACCAUGAAGCUAUCUGGGUUUACAUCAACAAUGGACUCAGCCGCGUCCUUAACAACCCUGCGGACAGCUUGGACAAUACGGGCUACAUCAACUUUUACACUGCUGUAUACAACUACUGCACGCUGGUUCAGAACUCAGUGUCCGACGGGUUCAGCUACAUACCUACAGACGCCGGCCAUGGCGCGCCGGGCACGAACUCAGGCAGGGAGCUGUACGAGCGCCUCAAGAUGUCUAUUGGCGUGUACAUGUCUCAGGUCGUCGAGAACUCGCGCUUGCACACGGGCGAUGGGCUGCUGAAGUUCUAUAACGAACAAUGGACUAAGUUCGGCGACUCGGCAAAGCUCAUCCACAACAACUUUAGCUACCUCAACCGCCACUGGAUUAACCGCGAGCAGGAGGACGGUAACAACGUCUGCGACGUGAGCACCCUGAUGUUCCAGCUCUGGCGCGACCAGUUCUUCAUGCAGGUGCGCAACACGCUGCUCGACUCUGUGUUUAACCUGAUGACGCGCAUCCGCAAUGGCCAGGUGGCCGAUCUUAACCUGGUUAAGAGCGUUGUCGACUCGUUCGUGUCCCUGGGCAAUGACGAAACGGGCGUGCAGAGUAAGAAGAUGGAGGUCUACGACAAGUACUUCCUGAAGCCCUUCAUUGAGGCAACAGCCAAGUACUACCGUAUUGAGAGUGACCGCCAGCUGCAGGAGGGCACGAUCAUCGAGUACAUGGUCAAAGUGUCCACGCGUCUGCACGAGGAGGACGACCGCGCCGAGCUGUACCUGCACGAGUCCUCGCUGACCGAGUUUAAGGAUGCUUUGAACAGCGUGCUGAUUACGCGCGUGAAAGACAAGCUAUGCGCCGAGUUUGUGACCCUGCUGGACUCCCGCGAGAAGGGCGACCUGAAGCGCUUGUACACGCUGAUGGGGCGCACAGGCAAGGGCGCCGGCCUGGACCCACUGCGCGAGCUCUUUGGCUCGUACGUCAAGACCGCCGGUCUCGAGGCUGUCAAUCAGGUGAGCAGCGCGACCAGCGCCGAGGGCACCAGCAGCGCCUCCAACGAUGCACGGCAGUUUGUGUUGGCUUUGCUCAGCGUCUACGAUUUGUACGCUGAGCUCCUGCACGACUCAUUCAACGACGACCCCGGAUUCAGCAAGUCGCUCGACUACGCGUGCAGGGAAUUCUUCAAUGUCAACAAGAUGUGCCCUGAGGAGGGCUCCCGCGCGCCGCAACUCCUGGCACAGUACUGUGACACGCUGCUGAAGAAGGGCAGCGGCAAUGUGCGCACAGCUGGAGCCGAGAUUGCCAGCGACGAGGACGCGCUGGAGGCGCAGCUGUCGCAGGCUGUCUCUGUGUACCGCUUCAUCAAGGCACCUGACGUGUUCCAAAAGUUCUAUGCGCAGCACUUGGCGCGCCGUCUGGUGUACGAGCAGAGCGUGUCGUCACACGGCGAGGAGACAAUGAUUUCUAAGCUCAAGGAGGUCAGCGGCGUCGACUUUACGUCCAAGCUGUCGCGCAUGUUCACGGACAUGACAGUCAGCAAGGAGAUGUCCGAUGAGUUCAAGGAGCGGUGCCGCGAGACCAACUUCAAUCUUCCGUUCGACCUGGACAUGAAGAUCCUGCACACCGUGUCGUGGCCUCUCAAUGCACCCGAGACCAAGCUGGUGCUCCCGCCGCAGCUGUCCUCCGUUUGCGACAAGUACACGCACUUCUACCAGGCCAAGCACAACCGCCGCAAGCUCAACUGGAUGUGGCAGCACUCGAAGGCUGAGAUCAAGAUGUUCUUCCCCAAGGCCACAGGUCCCGCUGCGAAGGCCGGGUAUAUCUUCAUGGUGAGUACGUACCAGCUGGCCAUACUGAUGUUGUUCAACGCUGAGAGCGGGCCCGGUACUGGCUAUGACUCGCCGUCGGGCCCGACGCUGACGCUGAGCCAGAUCUCGCAGGCCACUGGCCUGGACAACUCGACCAUUACGUCUGAGAUUGACUCGAUCUGCCGCGCGCGCGUGCUGAUUGGCAGCAACAGCGACAGCGAGCCGACCGACGACACCACGUACAAGAUCAAUGCCGACUUCAAGUCCAAACGCCUGCGCGUAAACUUUGCCGGCGCAAAGAAGCAGGAGCAGAAACGUGAGAUCACUGAUACUAUGCGAUCAAUCAAUGUUGACCGCAUGUACACUAUCCAGGCUGCGAUCGUGCGUAUCAUGAAGGCGCGCAAGCAGCUUAGUCAUAGGCAGCUUGUAGAGGACACUAUUUCGCAGAUCAAGUUGUUCCAGGCGCCUGUCGCUGAUAUCAAAAAGGGCAUUGAUACGCUUAUUGACAAGGAGUAUCUGGAGCGCAGUGAGGGCAGCCGUGAUGUGUACAAUUACUUGGCUUGAACAGGAUAUGCGUACUGUUUGUUUGUUUGUUUGUUUGUUUGUUUGUUUG